Messenger RNA from Microsporum canis CBS 113480, 1290 nucleotides. Its product is annotated as NST UDP-N-acetylglucosamine transporter. Gene Ontology annotation, molecular function: UDP-N-acetylglucosamine transmembrane transporter activity. The transcript is spliced from 3 exons. The record is from RefSeq and is a predicted model, not a curated record. Gene Ontology annotation, cellular component: endoplasmic reticulum membrane; Golgi membrane. The coding region runs from base 1 to 1290 and encodes 429 amino acids. Lineage: Eukaryota; Fungi; Ascomycota; Eurotiomycetes; Onygenales; Arthrodermataceae. Gene Ontology annotation, biological process: transmembrane transport.
AUGACUGGAACGGGAGAAGAACCGAGAGGUUCUUCCCAGAUAAAACCCCGAUCUGAUAUCGCACCUCACUCGCCGGGCCUCGAACGGAUCAAAAAGCCAAAUAAUAUAACCACAUCACAAUCAUCCGGCGAGAAUGGGAAUAAGCUAAGAGGCGUAACAUCUGCAAUUGUGCAAUCAACUGUGCCAACAUGGAUGAAUAUUGCUAUCGUCGCUACAUUCAUAUUUGGAGGCUGUUGCUCAAAUUCUAGAGAUGAUCCUAAUUUUGGGACACUUAUCACCUUUGCGCAAUUUGUGAUAAUCGCACUUCUUACCUUACCAACUAUUUUGUCCCCGAGCGCUGGGGUCAGGUCUUUCUUCAUUUCGAAACCCACAAUUCCAUUGAAAUCAUGGAUCAUAUACACUGCAUUUUUUAUGUCUGUAAACUUACUAAACAAUGCUGCCUUCAUCUUUAAAAUCUCGGUACCUCUGCAUAUCAUUGUUCGAAGCGGUGGGCCGGUCGCCUCGAUGAUCAUUGGAUACCUCUACAAUUCCAGAAAAUACACGCCCACGCAAAUUAUCUCAGUUGCAAUCCUUUCCGUGGGUGUCGUCGCAGCGGCAAUUGCUGAUGCGAGCGCGAAAGGGAAGCCUUUAGAUCUCGGGUUGGCGGCAGGCGAAGGGUCUUCACCUAUCCUGACCUUGUCGGGGUUUAUGAUACUUGGUUUAGCGAUGGUUCUGGCUGCCUUCCAGGGCGUGUAUGCUGAUCGGUUAUAUCAACAAUAUGGCCGUGAUAACUGGCGAGAGGGCUUGUUUUACUCACAUGCCCUAUCAAUACCAUUCUUACUUCCCUCAUAUCCUCAACUAUACCCACAGUUGAAGUCUCUAUGGGCGUCCCCAUCUGUCACCGGAAUUAUCCAAACUACCUCUGCAACCGCAUCUGUUUCCCCUGGAAACACAUCUCAAUUUCUCAUGCCGGUGCUCCAACCCCUGCAAACUAUCUCCAGUCACCCAUCGAUACACCCAGUACUCUCAAUGAUCCCCGUUAAAGUUGCCUAUCUCCUCCUCAAUGCCUUGACGCAGUACCUUUGUAUACGCGGCGUCUACCUUCUAUCAGCAAAGACCUCUUCUCUGACCGUGGUUAUUGUGCUGAAUAUUCGCAAGCUAGUUUCCUUGAUCCUGUCUGUUUAUCUUUUUGGCAAUGUCCUCACUUCUGGAGUACUUGCUGGCGCUUCCUUGGUGUUUUUGGGGGGCGGAAUAUACGCUUAUGAAGGAGCAAGACUGAGAAGGCAGCAAGCCAAGGAUAAAGACGCAUAG